AUGUCUAAGGCCCAGGUGGACCUGACACAGCUGGUGAAGUCAGCUGUAAAUUUCUUGUCUCGUGUAUCAUCGUCCAGGAAUAUGAAAUCAAAGUAUUCUUACAAAAAAAUAGCUCAAGAAUUAGAUAAGAUUGGGGAGCCUCUGUACUCGCUGGACGCACUAGAGAACAUAAAGGGGGCGGGGUGCAAGACAAUUAGGGAAAUACAAGAAUUUAUAAGCAAAAAGAUUGUGAAGAGCAUAAAGACAGAAGAUGACCUUGAGAAAUAUUCGAGUAUCCUUUCGGCAGAUGCACAUGAGGAGGCUAAAAAAAAGCUAGGUUCUGGAAGCAUCGACAGCUGUAGCCCCAAGAAGGAUGUGGAUAGGAAGAGAAGGUAUGUUCCCGGAUAUAGAACAGGGAGUUAUGGAAUAAUGAAGGCACUGUGGAUAAAAGAGGGGAUUACUAAACACGAGAUAGCACAUAUAGGAAAAAACUACUGUGACUCUGAGUUUGACUUUGGUUCUAUGCAUUCUGCUUGGUCUUCUAUGAAAACAUUGGUGAAAAAAGGAAUUGUGUAUAAGGAGGGAAGGUCUAGGUUCUAUCUUACAGAUGAAGGAAGAGAAUUGGCAUCAACCAUGUUUGCAAAUACAUCUGCUAUUGAGGAGGAAUCGGAGGAUGUGACACUUAUAAUAGAUUCUAGAGAAAUAAAAAGCAGAAAAUCUAGAUUGUUUUUUCAAGGGUAUUUUGAAUCCAAGAGGAUUAGGCACGAUACCCGAGUUCUUGAAGUUGGAGAUUUUCUCUGGAUUAGAGGGGAGAAGGUGUGUGGGUUUAUAAUAGAGAGAAAGAAAGGAAGCGACUUUGUAAGUAGCAUAGUAGAUGGAAGAUUCAAGGAGCAGAAGAAUAGGCUAAAGGGCACAGGGAUCAAGAGGAUUUUUUAUGUUGUGGAGGGGUUGAAGAGCAGCCACAUGCAGAGUGUGGGAAAGGGACUUGUCAUGUCGUGCCUAACUGCAACCAAGCUUGAAGGGUUUACUGUUAUAGAGACAAAGGAUAUAAAUCAGACAGGUUCUGUCAUUCAUAUGAUAGAUUGUGAGAUAAGAAAAGGAUAUGAAUCUCGGCCUAAGAUCCCAGAUGGAUUGGAUGAAGAUAGGGAACAUGAAGGAUACCCAAGAACUUGUGAGGACUUUGAAGAGGAGAUGGAAAUGAGCUAUGGGAGUUUUAUUGAUAAAAGCACCAAGGGGAAAGGAAAAACCCUGACGUACCUGCUUUACAUAUCCCUACUUUCGAUUAAAGGAAUAGGCCAUAAAAAGGCCUGGGCAUUAGCUGAGUCUUACAAGACAAUUGGAGAAUUGGUCUGCAGAAUUCAAAAUGGCGGUCUAAAGGAGCUUUAUGGGUUUAAAAUAGAUGGAAAGAGGAUUCCUAGAAAGAAUGCCGACGAUAUAAUAGAGUUUUUCCUGAAGUGA
Messenger RNA from Encephalitozoon hellem ATCC 50504, 1437 nucleotides. RefSeq lists its product as uncharacterized. NCBI's taxonomy places the organism in Eukaryota, Fungi, Microsporidia, Unikaryonidae. The record is from RefSeq and is a predicted model, not a curated record. The transcript has a single exon. Bases 1 to 1437 code for a protein of 478 amino acids. Gene Ontology annotation, biological process: double-strand break repair; DNA catabolic process. Gene Ontology annotation, molecular function: DNA binding; crossover junction DNA endonuclease activity.